CUUUUUUGUGAGUGCGCUGUCUGUUGCUAGGAAACGAAAGCUCUUGUAUAUGCCUCCGCUUGGGUUAAGCUUUUGGGCUACUCUGUUUUUAUAGGUGGUUCACCGUCCGAAACCUAAAUUAUUGGUGUGAUCCACUGUUAACAGUAAGAUUAUUGCAUAUCGUGUUAGUUAUCCCACCCAUGUCUACUUGUACGCAGCAUUAUUAAUUCUCAAAUGGACGUCGUCAGAAGUAGUCUGGAUGAUAUUUCAAGACCUGCAUCUAUUUCAAGGAUACGGUCCGGGAGUCGUGCUUUAUCUGCUAUUUCAUUUGACAGACAAAGGGCAAACGUGACAAUUAUGGGAUCCUUGGUAGUUUUGACUCCCGAACCGCAAAUACCACAAGAGCAGUGUGACACACUUGAUGUGAGCUCCUGCACUUCUGACUCCCCAUCUGAGUCUUCCGAAGCAGUGGCGUGUAAGGCUGACCAUAGCAGGGAUCGGGAACAAGAGAAAAACAGUUUGGAAUCUUCAGAAAGUUAUGACGUUGACGGCGUUGAAGAGAUCUUUUGUUCUUCUCAUGAGAUGGUUAGUUCUGUAUUGCAGAAACUGCAGUGUGUCGCUACAGGAUCAGAGAGCAUUGUGAGCCCAGUAGAUUCAGAUGAUGAGGGCGCUGAUGCACAUCAGGACAACGCUGAAGUAAUGAAGCAGGUAGAUAAAACAGAAGACUGCGGUGAAGAAAGCAAAGACCCUCAACUUCAAGAUGCCAUUAAGAAGAUGAAAAAGUUAGACUGUAUUUUGGCAAAGAAACAGACCAAGGAGCGAAUGGUCAAGAAACUGGGACAAGAACUCAGGAAAAAGCUGUGGGAUGAACUUGAGUCCUCAAGACCUGUGGGAUGUUCAGAAAGUUCUGAAGAAGCAGUAAAUACUAGGCAGUUUAUGGCUUUAUCACCAAGCCAGUCUACUACUACUACUGAUGUACCAAGGGCCUUUGAAGAUGCCACCUUUGUUUCUGUAUUCCCCACACAGCUUCCAACAGAAGUAAGUGAAAUGGCAGAGAAACAGUCAGAAUAUAAUGUUAAGGACAAGGUAGAAGAAGCUGCUUCAUCAAGCAGUAGGACAGAUGAGGAGGACAACAGCAGCCAGUGCAGCAGUAGACACCACAAAAGGCAGAGAAAUAGCAAAAGACAGAAAAACUUUAUCAAAAGGAAUGUUCAGUUAGUGAAGAAUGCUGGGUGUUCAACAUUUCUGACAGAUGAUGAAAAACAGAGGCUUGCAGAACUGCUGGCAGAUAUUGAUGCUGAUGAUAGCAGAAACACUGAGCUUCCAGUUGCUGAAGAUUCCUCUUUGUGGGAUUUGCCCCUGUCUGCAGGGGAAGGCUAUACCCCAGAAUCUUCUGAACUACAGCAACUGGAAGAUAUUGAUCAAAAACUGAAAGCUAUCCUCCCCACUGAGGAUUUCCUUGCAGUGUGUAGCCCUUAUUCCAGCAUCUUAAAAGAGUUUCACGAUGGCAGCACUACAGAGGACCCUACCAAUGUUCACUUAUCAUCUUAUGUCUCUCUUGAAAACCUGCAUGAAGGCCACCCCCAUUUUAGCUCCAGCUCCUUGUUGUCACUUCCUUAACAUUGGGGUGUCACAUCUUUUUAUCACUAAAGCUCAGUUGCAUCUGUGCAUUCAGGAUGUCCAGAAGGACCUCGGUCAGCAUUUAACUCUCCAGCUGCCAGCAGCUGUAGUGUAGUUCUAGUAAUGCUUAUAGAGAUACAGAAGUAUAUCAAAAGUUUCGGUCUCGUACUGUAUACCAUUAUAAUAGCACUGCUGAUCCCAAGUUGAACCUACACAUUUAAAUGUAUUGCAGUGAAAUAAUUCUGAAUCUUGUAAUUACAUGGCAUUGGAAAGGACAUGAAGUCGGUACAGCUGACUUCAUAAGGAUGAACUUCUAAAACUGAAAUUCAUUAUGUCUGCUUUUUAACACAGCAUUAAAUCUGGUGUACAGUAGUAUCUGGAAAAAAUCCUGCAAGCCACACAUUAUUGUGACUGGCCUGCACUUUUAUGGCAUGUCCCACAGCCUAUUAUAAUUAUUAUUAAUCUAUUAUUAUAAUACUCAACAAAAUUACAUGUUGCUUAAUAUGACAUUAUAAAGUACUGUUUGUGAAAUUUUUAGAUUUUUUUUAAUUAUUCAUAUCCUUUAUUGUUUUAGUUUUAGAUGAAAUUCAUUGUAUUGCUUUAUUUUACUUGUUUCAUAUUUAAAAUGUGUAAUCUGUUUUGCUUUCUAAAUUACUUCUACAAAAUAUUUUUCAUUACUAAUUGUCAACACCAAAGAUUUGUCAUAAUUUGGAUCUAAUUUUUUUCCUGUUUGGAUACCUUAGCACUGUAAUAAACUUGACUUUAAUC
Messenger RNA from Protopterus annectens (West African lungfish), 2367 nucleotides. RefSeq names its product fibrous sheath interacting protein 1 (gene FSIP1). Lineage: Eukaryota; Metazoa; Chordata; Ceratodontiformes; Protopteridae. The transcript has a single exon. The record is from RefSeq and is a predicted model, not a curated record. The coding region runs from base 214 to 1599 and encodes 461 amino acids.